Salvelinus fontinalis (brook trout) is the source of this 1949-nucleotide messenger RNA. RefSeq names its product tyrosine-protein phosphatase non-receptor type 2-like. The coding region runs from base 118 to 1629 and encodes 503 amino acids. The transcript is spliced from 10 exons. The record is from RefSeq and is a predicted model, not a curated record. Lineage: Eukaryota; Metazoa; Chordata; Actinopteri; Salmoniformes; Salmonidae. Gene Ontology annotation, molecular function: protein tyrosine phosphatase activity. Gene Ontology annotation, biological process: protein dephosphorylation.
ACACAGUUGGCUGACUCUCCGCCGUAGAUGGCUGUCAGUUGGGGCUAGCCAGCUAACUCACCUUUGACAACGAUAACAUUCAGACUAUUUUCGCAAGACAGAAAUAGCAAUACCAAAAUGGAUCAACAGUUUGAGGAAAUAGAUUCGUCUGGGCAGUGGCAAAACCUUUAUAAUGAAAUCCGAAACCAAGCCAGCGACUAUUCAUAUAAGAUGGCAAAACUUCCAGAGAAUCAGAAUCGAAACCGAUAUAGAGAUGUCAGCCCCUAUGAUCACAGUCGCGUUAAACUUGAAAAAUCUGAAAAUGACUACAUCAAUGCAAGUUUAGUCAUUGUGGAGGAAGCUCAAAGAUCCUAUAUUCUGUCUCAGGGCCCCCUGAAGAACACCUGCGGCCACUUCUGGUUGAUGGUCUGGGAGCAGAACUCCAAAGCUGUUAUAAUGCUGAACAGAAUCGUAGAGAAGGGAUCUGAGAAGUGUGCUCAGUACUGGCCUACAGCUGAGGGACACCAGCUGUCUUACACUGACACGGGGUUCGUUGUGACGCUCGUGAAGGAAGAGGACAAGUCCUACUACAUCGUACGAGUGUUGGAGCUGAGGAACACAGAGACAGGAGGAACCAGAGAGAUAUACCACUUUCACUACACCACCUGGCCUGACUUUGGCGUCCCAGAAUCCCCGGCCUCUUUCCUCAACUUCCUGGUCAAGGUGCGGGAGUCUGGCUCAUUGGGGACGGAGCACGGGCCCUCCGUGGUCCACUGCAGCGCUGGGAUUGGACGCUCGGGGACCUUCUCAUUGGUUGACACGUGUCUCAUCCUGAUGGACAAGAGGAAGGACCCGUCGUCAGUGGACAUCCAGAGGGUUCUGCUGGACAUGAGGGAGUACCGGAUGGGUCUGAUCCAGACUCCUGACCAGCUACGUUUCUCCUACAGGGCUGUCCUGGAGGGAGCCAAGAGCAUCAUGGGGGACUGCUCUGUACAGAGCCAGUGGAGCGAGCUGUCCAGAGAGGACAGAGCGACAGUGUGUGAAUCACCGCCCGCACCCCCGCCACGGCCUUUAGACGCCCCCACCCCCCCUCUACCCCCGCCACAGCCUUUAGACGCCCCCACCCCCACUCUACCCCCGCCACGGCCUUUAGACGCCCCCACCCCCACUCUACCCCCGCCACGGCCUUUAGACGCCCCCACUCUACCCCCACCACGGCCUUUAGACACCCCCACCCCCACUCUACCCCCGCCACGGCCUUUAGACGCCCCCACUCUACCCCCGCCACGGCCUUUAGACACCCCCCCCCCCCCGUCCCCCAGUCGUCCCUCAGAAAAGCCCCGCGGCCAGCCACUGCCCUGUGUGGAGCCUGAGGCUGUGGCGUUGUCCAGAGAGGACCGGACGUCAGGAGACAGGACAGAUCCAGACAGCUCAGAGAAGGACCUGGCGGAGGUGCCAUGUCUGAGGAAGAGACGCAGGGAGGAGCGUAUCGCCAGCACGACCCAGAAGCUUCACCUGAUGAAACAGAGACUGACGGACACAGAGAGGCAGAGAGAGCGCUGGCUGUACUGGAGGCCUAUCCUGCUCAACAUGGGGGCUGGAGCUGCCGUGGCCUUGGGGCUAGUGGUGGUUUGGCUCUUCUCCCAGUGAUACCCCCUCCCUCUGUCUGAACUGCCGUGGCGUUGGGGCUAGUGGUGGUUUUGGCUCUUCUCCCAGUGAUACCCCCUCCCUCUGUCUGAACUGCCGUGGCCUUGGGGCUAGUGGUGGUUUGGCUCUUCUCCCAGUGAUACCCCCUCCCUCUCUUCUUUGUUGCACCAGUACCUGGGACACGGUACCCCUCUCUCUCUCUGUAAGGUACAUUCUCAUGGUCUGUUUGUGCAUAACAGGGGUAUUUAUUUCUACAGGUCAAAACCAAGGUUGGGGUCAAUUCCAUUUUGAUUCCUGUCAAUUCAGGAAGUACACCAAUUCUC